UCAGACCUCAAUGGCGUCAACAUGGCUAAAUGCACCAAGAAGGUCAUGAUCAUGGGUAAAUAUGGGACCCACUACGGCGCAUCCCUCCGGAAGAUGGUGAAGAAGAUUGAAAUCAGCCAGCAUGCCCAGUACACCUGCUCCUUCUGUGGCAAAACCAAGAUGAAGAACCGCGCUGUGGGCAUCUGGCACUGUGGCUCCUGCAUGAAGACGGUGGCCGGGGGCACUUGCACAUACAACACCACUUCCACUGUCACAGUCAAGUCUGCGAUCAGAAGACUGAAGGAAUUGAAAGACCAGCAGAGGUGCCCUCUUGGAGACCUCAGCAGCCUAUGAUAAAUGGGUUAAUUUAUU
Ochotona princeps (American pika) is the source of this 351-nucleotide messenger RNA. RefSeq names its product large ribosomal subunit protein eL43-like. Gene Ontology annotation, molecular function: structural constituent of ribosome. The transcript has a single exon. Lineage: Eukaryota; Metazoa; Chordata; Mammalia; Lagomorpha; Ochotonidae. The record is from RefSeq and is a predicted model, not a curated record. The coding region runs from base 22 to 333 and encodes 103 amino acids. Gene Ontology annotation, biological process: translation. Gene Ontology annotation, cellular component: ribosome.